Micromonas commoda is the source of this 1500-nucleotide messenger RNA. RefSeq lists its product with no specific name. Gene Ontology annotation, biological process: proteolysis. The record is from RefSeq and is a predicted model, not a curated record. Bases 1 to 1500 code for a protein of 499 amino acids. The transcript has 2 exons. NCBI's taxonomy places the organism in Eukaryota, Viridiplantae, Chlorophyta, Mamiellophyceae, Mamiellales, Mamiellaceae. Gene Ontology annotation, molecular function: serine-type endopeptidase activity.
AUGGCGCGGCGUCUCCUCGUCGUCGCCCUCGCCGCCCUCCUCCUCGCGGUCGCGUCGCGCGCGCGCGCGCACGUCGUCGUCGUCGACGACGACGACGAGGGCGGCUUGGGAUACAUCGUCACGCUCGACGACGACGACGCCGACGCGGAGGACCUGUGCGCGGCGCUGGAGGCGCAGUCGGACCCGCCCGGCUCCGAGCCCGACCUCUUCCCGGGCGCGCUCCUGCGUCGGGCGCGGCAGGUGGCGUGCGCGCGCCAGGUCCGGGGCAUCUGCCGACGCGUGUUCCGCCGCGGGGCGCUCGGCAUCCGCGGCAUGGUCGUCGACGCGAUCUCCCGCGCCCGGAUCGCGGCGCUGGCGCGAUGCCUGCCGCGCGCGGUGCUCGAGCCCGACCAACCCGUCCGCGCGCAGAGCCCCUUCGACCCGACCGGCGCGGUCCCUGUGUGGAACCUCGACCGCCUGGACCAACCCUUCCUGCCCCUCGACGGCGUCGCGCGCCUGGCUUCACCGGCCAACGGCGGCGGCGCGGGGGUGCACGCGUACGUCAUCGACAGCGGCGUCCGCGCCUCCCACCGCGAGUUCGCCUCCCCGACCGGCGGGUCACGCGUCGACCGAGGCGUCGACCUCGUCGCUCUACACUCGGCAGGCGGCGGCACAAGAAAUUCCCCAUUUAACGGUGGAUACAACGGUGGAUACGGCUCGACAGCUCAAGGUCUAAACUCGGAAGACCUCGCCGCGCGCGACUGCGACGGCCACGGCACGCACAUCGCCGGGACCCUCGCCGGUAACACCGUCGGCGUCGCCCCGAGCGUCCGGAUCCACCCCGCGCGGGUCCUCGACUGCCGAGGAGACGGCCGCGCCUCCGACGUCGUCGCCGCGCUCGACUGGUGCGCGGGACACGUGCUGUACAACCGCGCGGUCAAGUCACCGUCGGGGGACGUCAACGACGCAGCCGCGCACCCGGCGGUCGCCACACUCGCGUUGGGGCUGAUGGCGGGCGCCAGGUCGCUCGCCAUGGAGCGCGCGGUGGUCCAGUUCACGAGGCGCACGGGCGCGCUCGUCGUCGUCGCCGCGGGGAACUUUCGGGACGCCGACGCGUGCGACGUCUCGCCGGCGAGGGUUAACGCCGCGCUGACGAUGGGCGCGAGCGACGCCGCCGACCGGGCGUACGUCCACGGCGCGACGGGCGCCUGCGUCGACGCGUGGGCGCCGGGCGUGGACGUUCUCAGCGCGUGUGGGGGCGUUCGUCGGUGCGACUCCCCCGGGGACGACGCGUACGCGGCGCAGUCGGGGACGUCGAUGGCGGUGGGCCACGGCGCGGGGGCGGCGGCGCUUUUGCUCGGGGAGCACCCGGGGGCGGACGCGGUGACGGUCAAGGCGGCGCUCGUGGAGGGCGCGACGGGCGGGACGGUGUGGGGUUGGACGCUGCCGGGAACGACGACGGCGACGAUUCGCGUGCCGGCGGGUGGGUGGGGGCGACUAUCACCUUCGCCUUCCGAGUAG